Molecule: messenger RNA, 3337 nt
Organism: Cornus florida
Lineage: Eukaryota; Viridiplantae; Streptophyta; Magnoliopsida; Cornales; Cornaceae
Product: MDIS1-interacting receptor like kinase 2-like
Exons: 2
Coding region: 1-3078 (1025 amino acids)
Biological process (GO): protein phosphorylation
Molecular function (GO): protein binding; ATP binding; protein kinase activity
Source: RefSeq, a predicted model, not a curated record
AUGUAUCUUCACCAUGCAGCAGUACUAGAGCCCUUCAUCCUCCACCCUAACACAUCCACAAUGAAAUUCCUAGGAGAUGAUAAGCCAUUCCACCGCCUAUUAUUUUCUAAUUUCCGACUUUUGUUCAUUUCCAUCAUCAUCCUUGUGUUGCUUUCUUUUUCCCAUUUCACUGCUUGUGAUUCUUCUUCUGCAGCUCCAAGAGAAAAGGAAAGAGAGGCUCUUUUAAAGUGGAAAGCUAGUCUUCACAAUCAAACCCAAUCUCUUCUCUUAUCUUGGGCUCCAAACAGCAGCAGCAGCCCUUGCAAUUGGGUUGGGAUUCAUUGCAAAAAGGGCAAUGGAAGUGUCACCCACAUACGCCUUCAAACUGUUGGUUUAAGAGGUACACUUCACAAUCUCAACUUCUCAUGCUUCCCUCAUCUCCGCACCAUUUUUCUUUAUAACAAUUCACUCUACGGGACUAUCCCCAACCACAUCGGUACCCUUUCCAAGCUCACUUACCUUGACUUGUCUUUCAAUUUUCUCUCGGGGUCAAUUCCAUCUGAGAUAGGAAAACUGAUGUCUCUCAAUGUGAUAGCACUCGCCAAGAACAAUCUCACAGGUCCAAUCCCUGCUACAAUGUGGAACUUGACCAACUUGACCCUUCUAUGCCUUUAUCAAAACAAACUUUCUGGAUCCAUCUCUCAACAAAUUGGAGUGUUGAGGUCUCUUGUCAAUCUCCAAUUGUCAAACAAUUAUUUUACAGGUUCAUUACCCACCUCAUUAGGGAAUCUAGGCAACUUAACCAAAUUGUACGUUCAGGCAAACAACCUCUCCGGAUCCAUUCCAUCCAGUAUUGCAAACUUGACCAAGCUAUUCCAUUUGGAUUUGGCCAUAAAUCAUUUGUCUGGUUCUAUCCCACCAGAAGUAGGAAGGCUAGAAUUCCUCGAGCAUCUAAGUUUGUUCACAAAUAAAUUCACUGGCUCUGUACCUACAGAGUUGAGUAAUCUUACCCAUUUGAGAAUGUUGCAUUUAGCUGACAAUGAGCUUACUGGUCAUUUACCACAUAACAUUUGCCUUGGUGGAUCACUUGAAUAUUUCUGUGCAUGUGUCAACAAUCUCACAGGUCCAAUCCCUGACAGCUUGAAAAGUUGCACUAGCUUAUACAGAGUUAGGCUUGAAAGAAACCAACUUUCUGGAAAUAUGUCAAACGAUUUCGGCAUAUAUCCAAAAUUGGAUUAUAUCGAUUUGAGUGAUAAUAAACUGUACGGCGCGCUUUCUCAUAAAUGGGGCCGGUGCCACAAUCUAACAAGCCUAAAAGUGUCCAACAACAAUAUUUCUGGUCAGAUACCACCUGAAUUGGGAAAUGCGACUCAGCUUCGUAUACUUCACAUCUAUUCAAAUCGUCUUGACGGAAAAAUUCCAAAGAGUUUAGGAAGGUUAACCUCAUUAAUAGACCUUGAUUUAAGCAACAACCGACUUUCAGGUAGCAUUCCUUUGGAAAUUGGUGGGCUAUCAGACUUGGAACGUCUUAAUUUGGCAGCAAAUAAUCUAAAGGGCUCAAUUCCAGAACUAUUAGGAGAGUGCGUGAAACUAUUGUAUUUGAAUUUGAGCAGAAAUAUUCUUGCUGAAGGUAUUCCUUUUGGCCUAGGCAAUUUACACUCUCUUGAAAACCUUGAUGUUAGCCACAAUUUACUAAAAUGGGAAAUACCAGCCCAACUUGGACAAUUGAAGAAGUUAGAAGCAUUGAAUCUCUCCCACAAUAAGCUUUCUAGAUCCAUUCCAUUGACUUUUGAAGGUAUGUUAAGUUUGACUUUUGUUGAUGUAUCAUACAAUCAGUUGCAGGGUCCUGUUCCAAAAAAUAAAGCCUUUCAAGAGGCUCCGUUUAAUGCAUUUAGUAAUAACAAAGCUUUGUGCGGCAAUGCCACUGGUUUGAAGGCUUGCGCCCCCACAACGAACAAUGAUGCUAAUAAGGAGGAGAAGAGCAACAAACUUGUGAUUUUGAUCAUAGUCACUCUUUUAGGCAUUUUACUUUUUUCAUUUAUGGUUGUUGGGAUUUUUUACCUUCUUUACCCCAAAGUGGGCAGUGUAGAAAAUGAGCCAAGAAGAGUAAACAAUGAGAAUUUAUUUGCAAUAUGGAGCUAUGAUGGAAAACUGGUGUAUGAAAACAUCAUUGAAGCAACAAAGGACUUCAGCUCUGAUCAUUGCAUUGGGGUAGGAGGAUCAGCAAAUGUUUAUAAAGCUCAGUUGCCGAGUGGUCAGGUUGUUGCUGUGAAGAAACUUAAUGCCCCGGAAGAUGAUGGUGUACGGGCUACUGAUCAAGAUGUUUUUACAAGUGAAAUCAGAACAUUAGCAGAAAUACGUCAUCGGAAUAUUGUGAGGCUUUAUGGUUUUUGUUCGCACCCACGACACUCGUUUUUGGUUUUCGAGUUCUUGGAAGGGGGAAGUUUGCAAAAGAUAUUGAGUAGUGACCAACAAGCCUCAGAAUGUGGAUGGAUUAAGAGGGUGAAUGUGGUAAAAGAUGUGGCAGAUGCUUUGUGUUACAUGCAUCAUGAUUGUUCGCCUCCUAUAGCUCAUCGGGACAUAUCAAGCAAGAAUGUUUUGUUAGAUUUUGAAUAUGUGGCUCACAUCUCUGACUUUGGCAGUGCUAGGCUUCUAAAUCCUAACUCUUCCAAUUGGACUUCAUUCGCGGGGACCUUUGGGUAUGCUGCUCCAGAACUUGCUUAUACAAUGGAAGUGAAUGAGAAAUGUGAUGUUUUUAGCUUUGGAGUGUUGGUAGUAGAAGUGAUCAUGGGAAAGCAUCCAGGCGAGCUCAUCUCCUGUCUAUCAUCAUCAUCAUCAUCGCCACCGACAUUGGUUGCCCGAGAUAUACUCUUGAAAGAUGUGUUGGAUCAACGUCUUUCACCUCCAACGGCACAAAAGGCAGAGGAAUUAGUCUUUAUCACCAAGCUAGCUUUUGCAUGCCUGCAUGUAAGUCGCGAAUCUCGGCCAACAAUGAGAGAAGUCUCCACAGAGCUAUCGAAACGAAGGCCAACGCUGCAAAAUCCAUUCCACACGAUUACAUUAGGACAAUUGCUUGAUAUUGGAUCUUUAGCCUCCUGAACAUUUUUGCAUCUUUUAAUUUUUUAUGUUCUUGUGUUAUUUUUUCCACUUUUAAUUUUCAAUUUUAUCGUUUAUGUAUUGUAUUCCUUUGUCCUGUUUAUCUUUUGUGGUGAGGAUGAUGCCAAGAUUGUUGUAAGAUACAGUGCAUUUUAUUGCACAUCGUAAGACCAAUCCAAGUGUCUCUUAUUCAAUAACAUACAUAGCUCCUAUCGUAACCUGCUGAAGAACACAAUAUAGGGCAAUUCAGUGUUGUUGAGAU